CCUUCCACCAGCUGAAGUUGGUGCUGCAUGUGCGGCUGUAGUGAGCCGGGUUGGGGCUGGGGACAUCGCGCCCCCGGCCCCAUGCUCCUCUUGGGUCUACUUCUGUUCUCAGCCCCGUUCGGCCUGUUAGGGGAAGAGACUCGACUGGUGUCUCUCGAGGUCAUCCCUGACCAUUCAGGCCCCCCCGAAAAUCUGCUUCACAUCCGGGCAGUGGGCGCCAACUCCACACUGCAUUAUGUGUGGAGCAGUCUGGGCCCGCCAGCCGUGGUGCUGGUGGCCACGAACACCCCCAAAAGCCUCCUAAGAGUCAACUGGAGCCUGCUGCUCUCCCCUGAGCCCGAUGGCGGCCUGGUGGUGCUCCCUAAGGACAGCAUCCAGUUUUCUUCUGCUGUUGUCUUUACACGGCUGCUUGAGUUUGACAGCACCAAUAUGUCUGACGCGACAGCAGAGCCCCCUGGAAGACCUUAUCCUCCCUACUCCUUGGCCGAGUUCUCCUGGAAUAGCAUCAACAACACGCUGGAUCUUGCCACUCUGAGCGCUACAUUUCAAGGCCGUCCCACGCGUGACCCCACCAAGUCCUUUGCCAAUGGCAGUCUGACCUUCAGGGUUCAGGCCUUCUCCAGAUCUGGCCGGCCAACCCAACCCCCUCGUCUCCUGCACACGGCGGACACCUGCCAGCUAGAGGUGGCGCUGGAUGGGACCUCUCCCAGGGGAAACCAUUCCCUGUUUGGGUUGGAGGUCGUCACCUUGGGGCCGGCCCCUGACUGCCCCACAAUGAAGGAACAACACUCCAUUGAUGAUGAAUAUGCACCUGCUGUCUUCCAGGUCGAUGCUGCUGGGUGUGGGCACCCCUCCAGUGGACACUUUAUCUCCUCUAGUCCUGGGCAUUAUGGUCGUGGCCCUGGGUGCCCCCUGGCUCCUGCUGCUGGGGGGACUGGUGAUUCUGUUGCUGCACCGCAAACGGUAUUCCGAAUACCAGUCCUUAAACUGAAGCCCACUCUCCACAAGGAGGGUUGGCGAGUGCUUCACCUACCCCAUUGUGCUUUGGAUCUCUGGAGCCGAAGAGUCAACAUCCCCACCUGGUCCUUUUCUCCCAUUUCGCUUCUCCGCAGAACUCAGACCAACCUGAACUUCUGGGACCCCUAGUGGUAGGGAUGGGCAGGGCUUACUUCCUACCUUGGAGUGGGGUCAAAGGCAGUUAUGCCAAAGGGAAGUUCACCCUUGGUGGUGCUUCCCUUCCUGUCACCCCCAUUCCUCUCUGAUGGGACUCAACAGAACUGAGCAAAAGGCCUUUUUUAAAAGGGCUGGCUAGACCUCAUGCGGUGGCCUAGAGGCUAAAGUCCUUGCCUGGAACGUGCCAGGAUCCCAAAUGGGCACCAGUU
Molecule: messenger RNA, 1382 nt
Organism: Ochotona curzoniae (black-lipped pika)
Lineage: Eukaryota; Metazoa; Chordata; Mammalia; Lagomorpha; Ochotonidae
Gene: GLMP
Product: glycosylated lysosomal membrane protein
Exons: 5
Coding region: 28-1146 (372 amino acids)
Cellular component (GO): lysosome
Source: RefSeq, a predicted model, not a curated record